This is a messenger RNA of Paramecium pentaurelia, 1243 nucleotides long. NCBI's taxonomy places the organism in Eukaryota, Ciliophora, Oligohymenophorea, Peniculida, Parameciidae. The record is from the annotation of a GenBank genome assembly.
GAUGAAUAAGUUCAUAACCGUAGCUUUGAUUGCUUUAGUUAGUGUUCAAGCCUUCGAUAUUGAUUUUGCACUCUUGUUGUAGGUAAUAAUAAAUUACAAUCUAUUUCAAAGACAGGAUCACAAUCAAAUGAUGCUGUACAAGCAGUCUAUGAUUUAUUAAAUGAUUUAAAGACAAGCAAUAUAGAAGCAUAAGGACUUGCAGAUGAAAAAAACAUAUCAGAUGAAGAAAUAGGAUAAUCUAGAAUUGCAGCAUUAUCAAAAGUUAAUGAAUUGAAUCAAAAAGCUUGGGCAAGUGCAAAAGCAAGAAGAGAAUAAAUUGGAAUUGAAUAUAGAGUAAUUCACUUUAUAUAUCAUAAUUCAGGAAGCAACUGACUAUAUAGCUUGGGCUACAUAAAGAUUAGCUGAUAUUGAUAGAAGAGAAGUAGAAUUAGAAGAAUUAAGAUGUUUCUCAAAUGGAUUGUUUGUAAGAGCCAUUAAAUAACAUAAUGAUGCUUUAGGAGUCAUCAGAAUAUUAAAAAAUGAUUUGAGGUAUAAUAUAUAAAUAGAAAAUUCUUAGUGGAUAUUUAACAGGAGCUCCAUCUUCAAUGGUUGAAUUGAAAGUUGAGAAUGUUGCUGACAAACUUAAAUAAUACAGUCAAUUAUUUAAUUAAGAUGCUAUGAGUAAAUUUGCUUAAUUGGCUUCUGAAUAAGCUUCAGGAAAUGCUGAAUUACAUGCUUUAGGAGAGAAUGAAACUACAAGUGGAGGAGACAGAUAACCAGGAGUUAAUGUUGGUCAAUUAGUUUAUAAUGCUUUGAGUGAUUUAGAAGAUCAAUUAAAAACAGCUUUGUCUGCUUUAGAAUAAAAUGAAAUUGCUGGAUAUUAUCAAUUAGCUGAUUGGUUAGCUGAUUCUGAAGCUGAAAAGGCUCAUUUAUAAGAUGAAAUCCAAAGAAAAACUCAACUCCAAGAUAAAUUAGUUGUGGUAACUAUAUAUAUUAUAUAAUCUUUUUUAUAGUAAGAAUAAGCUGCCCUCGCUGUUUAAGCCAAAGCCAAUUCAGUCUUAAAAGAUUCAUAAAAUGCUAUUAAUUCUGCUACAGCUAGUUUAUAAGAGUUGAGAGAUCUCUAUGAAACAGAAUUGAAUAGAAGAAAUGGUAUUCUUUUUAAUUAUGAAAAUAGAGGAGAAUGCCAUCAUUGAUGAAGUAAUCCACAUCUUCAAAUAAUAAGUUUUGGAAAUGGCUAACUAAACCUCAUUUGGAAAGAAAUGAA